This is a messenger RNA of Penaeus vannamei (Pacific white shrimp), 1242 nucleotides long. NCBI's taxonomy places the organism in Eukaryota, Metazoa, Arthropoda, Malacostraca, Decapoda, Penaeidae. The record is from RefSeq and is a predicted model, not a curated record.
AUGGCGGACACUGACACGAAAUUGUCCUGGCGUCGUCCACCUGCCCGUGGGCCUUCUUCAAUUUCUGCUCCUUUUCCUCUUGCAAAGAAUUCAGCCACUCUUCUUCAAUUUGCCAUUGACGGACCUCAUCUUCCUGAGCCUUACAGAGGUCAUCGUAGGCGCCACGACCUCAUCUUCAAGAGCAUUACGAACCAUCAUUCAUCUUCAAGAGCAUUACGAACAGAAGAGGUUAUCGUAGGCGCCACGACCUCAUCUUCAAGAGCAUUACGAACAGCGUAUCAUCUUCUCAUCGUAACGACCUCAUCUUCAAGAGCAUUACGAACAGAAGAGGUCAUCGUAGGCGCCACGACCUCAUCUUCAAGAGCAUUACGAGCAGCAGAGGUCAUCGUAGGCGUCACGGCCUCAUCUUCAAGAGCAUUACGAACAGAAGAGGUCAUCAGCAUUACGAACAGAAGAGGUCAUCGUAGGCGCCACGACCUCAUCUUCAAGAGCAUUACGAACAGAAGAGGUCAGGCGCCACGACUCAUCUUCAAGAGCAUUACGAACAGAAGAGGUCAUCGUAGGGCCACGACCUCAUCUUCAAGAGCAUUACGAACAGAAGAGGUCAUCGUAGCGCCACGAGAGCAUUACGUCAUCGUAGGCGCCACGACCUCAUCUUCAAGAGCAUUACGAACAGAAGAGGUCAUCGUAGGCGCCACGACCUCAUCUUCAAGAGCAUUACGAACAGAAGAGGUUAUCGUAGGCGCCACGACCUCAUCUUCAAGAGCAUUACGAUCAUCGCGCCACGACCUCAUCUUCAAGAGCAUUACGAACAGAAGAGGUCAUCGUAGGCGCCACGACCUCAUCUUCAAGAGCAUUACGAACAGAAGAGGUUAUCGUAGGCGCACGACCUCAUCUUCAAGAGCAUUACGAACAGAAGAGGUCAUCGUAGGCGCCACGACCUCAUCUUCAAGAGCAUUACGAACAGAAGAGGUCAUCGUAGGCGCCACGACCUCAUCUUCAAGAGCAUUACGAACAGAAGAGGUCAUCGUAGGCGCCACGACCUCAUCUUCAAGAGCAUUACGAACAGAAGAGGUCAUCGUAGGCGCCACGACCUCAUCUUCAAGAGCAUUACGAACAGAAGAGGUCAUCGUAGGCGCCACGACCUCAUCUUCAAGAGCAUUACGAACAGAAGAGGUCAUCGUAGGCGCCACGACCUCAUCUUCAAGAGCAUUACGAGCAGCAGAGGUCAUCGUAGAAUAA